This is a messenger RNA of Lactuca virosa, 1674 nucleotides long. Lineage: Eukaryota; Viridiplantae; Streptophyta; Magnoliopsida; Asterales; Asteraceae. The record is from the annotation of a GenBank genome assembly.
AUGCGCCCUAAGGAGACCGACGGUCGCAAAGGCGAUGGAGGUGAAUGGGUGGAAGUUCGCCGGAGAAACUUUCAGGUUAACAAGAUAAUCACCUCAUUCUAUGUCUCUAACCUUCAAGAUGAUGUUACAAAUGCUAUGCUGAAGGAAGCUUUCCAUAGUUUUGGAAACCUGGUUGAUGUUUACAUCCCCGGCAGGAAAGACAAAGCAGGCUCGUUCUUCGCGUUCAUUAAAUAUAAAGGUGUUCUAGAUGCAGCUGCUAUGGCUAGAACAUUGGACGGAGUUAGAUGUGGUCAAUGCAUUACAAAGGUAAACGUCUCCAAGUUUGAGAAGAAACCCAUUCACAGACCUGGUAUGAAGUUCGUCAACAAAUCUCAACCUCCAAAAAUGCCUUUCAGCGGCUGGAACAAGAUCAGAGAUGAUAGAUCCUUCGCCGACGUUGUGGGAAGGCGCAACAACUCAUCUAAGGUGCAUCCUCCUCCUGUGGUCUCGGAAAUCAAACUAUCGCAGGUUCUUGCAAUGGAGAGAUCUUGCAAUAUGAUUCUUCUUGGUGAAGUCACAAGCUUUGACCUUCUUAACGAUCUUCCAAAUCUGUUGAAUGCUGAUGGUUGCAUCCCAUGCCAAGUUUUCUUUGCUGGAGGUUUGAAGUUGGGGUUUAAUGAAGAAUUGAAAUUCGAGAGACAAGCAUGGGUUAAGAUCAUCGGUCUUCCCAUUCACUUAGGGUCUGAUGCCAACGUUACUUCAAUUGUUAGCUCGCUCGGUAAAAUAUUAGAAGUGGAUGGUCAAAAUUGGAGGUGUAUUAAUUUGGCGUCUGCUCAUGCCCGCAUCCUCACCGCCAGUAAAAAACUCAUAAACGAGGAAGUUUGUUGUACCUUCAAUGGGAAGUCCUUCUGCAUUGGCAUCGUCGAAUGUGUUGAUGUCUGGGAACCAUUCUCCAAGUACAAUAAUUCCAAUGAUUGCUCCCCAGACCCUGGCAACAUGGAGGAUUUGGAGGAUGAUGUCGUAGAUAAGGCCUCUUCAGAUGAAGAUGACGAUGGUAUUUCUGAUACCUGGUGCGAAAACUUUCAUGAUCUGGAAGAAGGUGAAAUUGGCGGGAACUCCGGUGAACAAAAUCCUAUUACCGAUGGCAACGAUGACGUCAGGCGGCAAUCGACAACGGCUCCGAUUUCGGUGAUUCCCGAUAACGUUAAUGCAAUAUUAAAUGCGGAACAUGAAAAGUCAUCUGGCACGCUUGAUUCUAAAAGGUCAGCCGAUUUUGUUCAUGUUGGGCCAACUAUUCCUUUUAAUUCCCCCUUGCCUCCAGAUGGGCUGUUACCCAAUUCGUUAGCCCAAAUUAAUGGUGAUCCAGAUCCAUUACUUGACGCCCCCAUCACGAUAUCUGGUGUCGGUGAAUCUAAAUCCAAAAAAAGAAAAUUAGAUAGAUCCACUUUUAAUAUUCCCGCUUUCUCCCUUCCCCCUCGCCGCUUAUCCACUGAAUUCGGGAUCUCUCCCAAUCGUAACCUGGUUUCUCCAACUCUUGCUGGCUCCUUUGACUUAAACAUUUCCAUUCCAAAUCCCAGUGCUACAUCAAAUCUUGUUGAAAGCUCCUCCGACUCUAGCAACAUUAUCAAAUCUCCUGAGCAUUCCCUCUUCUUAAAGGUGACGAGAAAGGUGAUUGGAUCGUCCGAAACUCAUUAG